CAAGGCUUAAAAAAAAAAUUAAAAUCUAACAAUUAAGAGCUGGGCAUUCUGGUAGUCUAUUCAAACGACGCCAUCUUGAAAAUGUUCUGUUUAGAUCUAGAUAACGUURAUUGUAAAGACAGUUAAAAUUGAAUAACGGACCGCCCUUCGACCAAUCACAUCGCGCGCUUUUUUAAAAUAACUGAUGAAGUAUCAAAAAGACCUCUUAAUGCCUGUCUUGUUCUGAAAAAAACUUUAACGAGGUAAAGCUGCUUCACAAACAUACCGCUUUUAAAAGUACUUAAAAGUACGCUUUAUAAAAGCUCCAAUCAGCAAUUGAAUUAUUUGUCCGUAAUGUAUAGGCUAUAAAUGGAAACGGGAGUCAUUUGACUUUGUAGUCUUUGAGUCACUGAAAGGUAUUCGUGUUAUAUAGAUAUAAAGGGCAAUUAUAGAGAUAUGUUAGCCUUUCAUAUGACGUAGAGGAAAAUUUUACACGAUUCAAUAUUGUGUAGAUUCUUGGUGAAAGUCUAACAAGGUGCAAGCCGAAAGAACACAGCCCGGUCGAUGCAUGACACUGCAAUCAAGACGUACACGUCGCUACCUGAGAAAAGAUGACAAAAUUAUAACACUCAACGUAAGUGGCAGAAAGUUCUCCACAUGGGAAAGCACAUUGAAAAAACACCCAAAUACACUACUUGGCAGCGAACAUUUGCAACUUUUCUUCGACCAGGAAAAACAAGAAUACUUUCUCGAUCGAGAUCCACACAUGUUUCGGUACAUUUUACGGUAUUACAAAGACGGCAGCCUUCACUUAUCGUUCGACGACUGUUUCGAAGCAUUUCAACAAGAACUGGAUUUUUUUGGAAUUUCAGUCGAGGAAAUAAACGACUGCUGCUAUGAAGAAGAAUGUAUAAAUCAGAACGCGGCGAAUUUGUGUCCGUGUAGMGAGCCGCAACUACGAGAAAAGAACAAUCAAUGUAGCACACCAGUUAUUCGACGUUACAUUAGGAAGAUAUUUGAAUCUACGGAUACUCGGCUUGGAAAAUGCGUUCAAACGUUCAUAACAGCUUUAAUCUAUCUUAGUGUUAUAACGACUAUCGUAGAAACGAUUCAUUGCGAGCUUAAUAAAACAUGCGCUGAGGUGUACCCUAAUCAUUUCUUCGUUGGCGAGGCAGUGUGCAUGUCUGUAUUCACAUUCGAGUAUAUCAUCAGACUCUACGCUGCUGAACACCGCUGUAAAUUCAUCACUGAUAAAAUGAAUGUCCUCGAUCUACUCGCAAUACUACCGUUUUAUAUUCAACUGUCUGUACAAUAUUUUGCCGGAGAUUCUGGUGGUUUAUUUGAAAACGCAAACGCGCUGGUCGUACUAAGGAUUCUUAGGAUGUUUCGAAUAUUGAAGCUGUCUAGACAUUCUAAGAAAAUGAGGAAGAUGGGCCACGCCCUAAAGAGAGCGUUUUUGGACCUUGGAUUCUUAUUCUUCGCCUUCUUAUUGGCUAAUAUCCUGUUUGCAAGUGUUUUGUAUUAUGUUGAAAGGGAGGAGUCUGACCAUCAGUUCAUCAGUAUUCCUGACUCCAUGUGGUACACUAUAGUCACUAUGAUGACUGUUGGCUACGGUGACGUAGUACCCACUACGCCAAGUGGUAAGUUGAUUGGAGGUAUGUGUUGCAUCAUGGGAAUCAUAAUGCUUGCUUUGCCAAUUCCUAUACUUCAAGAAGGCGCUGAACGAGAAGAUCAGAAAAAGAACUCAAGGAACUCGCCAGUUAAACGAAUACCUAGAGUUACAUAAUGUAUAUUUUCUAAAUAACAACAGAGUAGUGUAGUAUAUUCGCUAGGAUUAACCAUACAUGAAUGURCAAAUUUACGCAAAGAUACAUUAUUUUUUAGUUAAAACUGAACGGUGGUUAAACCAUUUCACGUUUAUUGCUUGAAGUGCAUUAAGGAUUACAGCUAUUUCAAACGUUUAAUAAUAAAUACUAUAUAGGGUAUUCCAAGAUCGCAACUUGCAUUAUUGCAAUUAAACUCCAUGUUGGUCUGCGUUACAAAGUUAUAAUUUCUAAACUUAUUAAUGUGCGGAGCUGGUAUAGUCACUUUGAAACAUCGAAAACAUUUUUAACGGCGAUAGAACGUCCAACAAUGCAUUUCGGUCUUCCUCAUUCAACUUUUUCUAAGAUAACUGUAUGCGAAAGACAGGCAUCUUAGAACAAGAUUUAGAAAUGAUCUUUUAGCUUGGAAUCAGGGCACAGUCCUUUGUAUUUAAUGCUGUGAACCAGCGGUUCUUUGAGUUAGCUUAUUGAUCAAGCAAAAAAUAAAAAAAGUUUAAUUGAGUUACUUGUUUAACCUUAAAACGUUUAUCUUAAAUCCUCUUUUUGCAAAACUAUUUCUUUAGAAACACUGAUGCUGCUAGUUUUCACUGUUUUGACUAUUAUUCCGAAAGCACUGAAAUCUGCCAAGGAAGACAUUUUGAAAAUUUGCACCUAUCAGAUAGCAGAAAAGCCAUCCUUUACAAGCAGUAUGCAAAUGACACUUUCUAUCUAGAACUUGGUUGUAUUUUCUUGUUACAUACCAUGGACAUCCCAUUCCUUCCAUCGCAUUUUUCAGUACUGAUGCACUUGUUUAUUGGUUGGUGCGUUUACUAGGAAGUAUGAGCAACAUCUAUGGGAUAUUAUUGUUUAUUGUUUGAUGUGCUUACUUGGAAGUACGAGAAACAUAUGGGAUAUUGCACAGUACAUUAUAUAUCACUAGAAACCAUGGUAUAAUUGAAAUAUCUCGUCAUUUCCUGAGGAAUAUAAUCAUACCAAACAAAAGAAGCAAACAUCAUAUCAUAUCAUUAAUUUAGCAGCCAUAUAUGGUAAUCUUACCAUAUUUGGAAGCAAAUGUUUUUGGCCUUUUUUGAUUUAAAGCUUUCAAUUGCCUGAAAGUUGCAAACAUUAUAGCAAAAAAGGCUUUUCAAACAAACAACAGCUGACAAAUUUACAUGUUAAUUAAGCUAAGGAUGUGGCUGAAUUGCAAAGUAGACAAAACAAUAUAUUGGUUUCCCUGCAGAAGAUAGUGUAAGUGUAUAAUAAUAUCAUAAAAAUGUCUCAGAUUUGUUGACAAUACAUGAAAUUUAUAGUUUCAUGAAAUAAUAUUUCUGAAAUAAACUCUUGAAAUGAAAAUCCA
This is a messenger RNA of Exaiptasia diaphana, 3138 nucleotides long. RefSeq names its product potassium voltage-gated channel protein Shal. Gene Ontology annotation, biological process: potassium ion transmembrane transport; protein homooligomerization. The record is from RefSeq and is a predicted model, not a curated record. Gene Ontology annotation, molecular function: voltage-gated potassium channel activity; protein binding. The coding region runs from base 548 to 1765 and encodes 405 amino acids. Gene Ontology annotation, cellular component: membrane; voltage-gated potassium channel complex. The transcript has 3 exons. NCBI's taxonomy places the organism in Eukaryota, Metazoa, Cnidaria, Anthozoa, Actiniaria, Aiptasiidae.